Drosophila melanogaster (fruit fly) is the source of this 543-nucleotide messenger RNA. It is a transcript of the gene CheA56a, whose product is annotated as chemosensory protein A 56a. Lineage: Eukaryota; Metazoa; Arthropoda; Insecta; Diptera; Drosophilidae. The transcript is spliced from 2 exons. The record is from RefSeq and is marked reviewed. Bases 1 to 543 code for a protein of 180 amino acids.
AUGUCUUUUUGGUGGAUGAUACAAAGCCUUUUGAUCCUGUGGACAGUGUCAGUGGGAUCAAAAAAAAGCAACUAUGAAGUCCGCUUUGAGUCGAUAGAUGCCGUAAAAGGAAGUACCGAAACCCUUUUUCUAUACCAGCUACGAUUGCUCGGUAGAAACCGCAUGAUAAAUGGAACUCUUAUUUUCUUAGAAGACUUGGACGAAACGUUCGACGUCCUUUUCGAAUCCCACGCAUUUAAAAAUGGAUAUUGGGUCAAGGGAAUCGUGAACGCCGCCGCCAGCAAACCCUGCGAAUUUUUCAAUCGCUACUACAUUUCCUUUUUCCUAGUAAAAUCGACCGAAUCGAAUUUACCCACUACCGGUGCUGAAAUGUGUCCUUUUCGAAAGGGUACAUAUUUUGUGAAAAACGGCGUUGUUUCUACCGAAGAUUGGCCACCCAUUGUCUUUAAAGGUCUUAACAGAUUCACCAUUUCGUAUCUAAAAAAUGGCGAAUGUGUUGGUGGAGUUCAGUUAACAAUUAGUAUAGCAGAAAUCAUCACAUAG